AUGUCCACCAUGAAGGCCAUCGUCAUCAAUGCUGCCCACGACGUAUCCCUGCAGGAGCGACCCAUCCCCAAAUGUCAGGACCCUACCGACGUAGUCAUCAAGGUAGAGCUUGCGGCACUCUGCGGAAGCGAUCUGCAUGUCUACAGAGGUCACCAAAAGGGAGGAUUUGGCUUCAUCAUGGGACAUGAAUUGGUAGGCCAUGUCCACGAGAUCGGCUCAGGCGUCAAGAGCUUCAAGGUAGGAGACUACGUCGUCUGUCCCUUUACCGUCAGCUGCGGUGAAUGCUUCUACUGCGCCCGAGGUCACACAGGUCGCUGCGUCAAGUCCAAGCUCAUCGGCUCUCCACUCCUGGACGGCGCCCAGGCCGAGUACGCUCGCAUCGCCAUGGGCGAGACCACCCUCUUCCAGGCACCCACUACAAUUCCAAAGGAGAUCCUAAUUCUCAUGGCGGACAUUUUCCCCACGGGCUACUUUGUUGCCAAGAAGGCCAAGGACCACCUGGUGCAAGCCGAAGGCGCAGGACACAAGGAGGAAACGACUUGCGUAGUCAUCGGCUGUGGUCCAGUUGGGCUCUGCGCCAUCACCUCUGCGACGGAAUUCUUCACCCACGUCUACGCAAUCGACUCUAUCCCCGCCCGUCUGGAUCUUGCCAAGAAGCACGGUGCUACAAAGACGUUCAAUUUCCAGGACAAGUCCGUUGAUUAUCUCUCUGAGAUUAAAUCCGUCACCAAUGGAAGGGGAGCAGAUGUUGCCCUCGAAGUCGUAGGACACCCAAGUGCACUGCAGACAGCAGUAGAGGUAGUACGUCCACACGGGAUCAUCUCUUCAUGCGGUGUACACACCCACCCACUCUCCCUUCAGGGUCCCGACUGUUAUAACAAGAAUCUCAAAUUCGACUUUGGAAGAUGUCCCGUACGAGCACUAUUUCGGGAUGCACUCAAGCUGCUCGAAAAGAAGCAGGACUUGUUCAAGGGAUUCGUGGAAAAUGUUGUACCGAUGGAGGAGUGUCAGGAGUGGUAUCAGAAGUUCGAGGUGAGUGAAACUUGGGGUGAUAGAUAG
Microstroma glucosiphilum is the source of this 1059-nucleotide messenger RNA. RefSeq names its product GroES-like protein. Gene Ontology annotation, molecular function: zinc ion binding; oxidoreductase activity. The record is from RefSeq and is a predicted model, not a curated record. NCBI's taxonomy places the organism in Eukaryota, Fungi, Basidiomycota, Exobasidiomycetes, Microstromatales, Microstromataceae. Bases 1 to 1059 code for a protein of 352 amino acids. The transcript is spliced from 4 exons.